AUGGCACACAUCGGCGUGGCAUCAAAGUCAGCCGCUCUACGCGCAGAACUAAAGGAAUGGGAACGGGCAUUCGCGGCAGCGAAUGCCGGGAAGAAAGCCGGACGAGAAGACAUAAAAAAGGAUUCUGUGAUAGCCGCGAAAUACAAAGAAUACAAUAGAUUGAAAUCUCUCGAGUCAUCUUCGAACCAGACGAGUAACAACGAUAAUGUCAAAUCAAUGGAGCCCCUGAAACUGGAAGAGCGAUCGAAGAAGCGAAGACGGACCUCUCACUCCGAACCGGGAAAUGCGCACAUCACCUCCACACCACGCAAGGCAACGAAAGACAUCUUCGCAACUCCUUCGAGGCACUCGCGGGUCCCAAAUGUACAUCCCUCUCAACUCGACCCUUACGAUUCCCCAUCAGUUCUACGAAGGCUUUUCAGUCCAAGUACGCAUCGGCAAGAUCCGUCUCCCUUACCACUUAAAGCAGCGAUUGGUCCAACACCCCAACGAGAUGGAAAAGCGCUAGGGCUAUUCGAUCUUCUCUCGGAGUCAGGAGGUAGCACAGCAACGCCAAUGGCGGAGAAAUUGGCUGAGCAUCGGGGCGCUGUUGCACAGACACCGUCAAGGAGAAAGAGGCAUAUGGAUACUAUCCAAGAGGAAGAGGAAGAAGACGAUGACGAUGAUUCCAAGGAUGAACGGUCACCCGCAGCAUUUUCUCUUGCAAAAUUGUUCGCGACACCGACAACACUACGUUACGCUGCGAUGGUUGAGGAUAACAAUACUCCCAGCCUUAAUAAAACUCGUGAUAGCAACAACUGUAAUGCCAAAGAAAACUCUACCGGAACAGAGACGGCUGUUGAAUCAUCGAAUGAAACGCCCCAUUUCCUCCGCCGUUAUAAAGCUACUUCGUCAAAUCUUUCUUCACAUGGUCUAGGCCUCAGCCCAACUGCAGUCCGAAAACCGCCGUCCUUCGUGGGCAAGGGACUUUCCGCGCUGGUUCAGGGACUACGCGAAAUGGAGGAAGAGCACAUGGAGGAGGAAUGGAAUGUGAUGAAGGAGAUCGAAGCAGAACAAAAACAGCAGCAGCAGGAAGAAGCAGAAAAUGUCCAAGUGACCGAUAGCCAGGCCCCCGAGAGACCGUGGAAGAAGAAGGGACAAAAACGGACAACAAGAAGGGUGAUUAUGAGGCCUGUCCUGUCGAAACCUAAAACGCCAGUGUGGAAUGAUCCCAACAGUGAUUUUGAUGGUGGUCCUGAAAGUGAUAAUGAGCCUGCCCCGAUACCUGAUACCCAACGUCCUAAUGCUCCCAGAAAGGCUGCCAUGAAAGCAAACUCGCAGCCAAAUGAGGAGGUAGAUGCCGAUACUACGUCGCUUAACAUCAUAUCAGAACCUGUAUCUGAAUCCGAACCUGAACCUGAUGACUCAGACUUGGAUCAAGACUAUGUGGAUGAACCCGAAGUUGAUACCAAAAAUUGGAGGCCGAAAAGUUUCUCUGAGAAGAUGCAAGAAGCGAUUUCGUCCGUCGGGGAUAUCGAGUCUAAGACUGGUCCUAAUACCAAAGAAAAGGCGAGAAAGUCACAGUCUAAACAGGAGGAUGAGGUCAAGAAACCUCGUGCACGGAAGAUCAAUCCUGAAGCGCAUGCAAAUUAUCGAUCACUAAAGAUUCGGAAUAGGUCUCACAAGGGACGGGGGUUUGGGCGCUUCAGACGCAGAUGA
Messenger RNA from Monascus purpureus, 1698 nucleotides. Lineage: Eukaryota; Fungi; Ascomycota; Eurotiomycetes; Eurotiales; Aspergillaceae. The record is from the annotation of a GenBank genome assembly.